Messenger RNA from Stylophora pistillata, 1349 nucleotides. Its product is annotated as ubiquitin carboxyl-terminal hydrolase 25. The record is from RefSeq and is a predicted model, not a curated record. Gene Ontology annotation, biological process: protein deubiquitination. Gene Ontology annotation, cellular component: cytosol; nucleus. Gene Ontology annotation, molecular function: cysteine-type deubiquitinase activity. NCBI's taxonomy places the organism in Eukaryota, Metazoa, Cnidaria, Anthozoa, Scleractinia, Pocilloporidae.
UGGCGCCGACCUCGACCGGUUCGAUUUGUGAAGCUAGCAUGUAAUUAUGUUUUGUCAACAUGUGAGUAAAUUACGGCAGCGUUUUGCUGCCAGGUAGAUUUGACAGUGAUGACUGUAGAACACCCCCCGACCGUUAAUAAGGUUAUUGUGAACACUGAUGAGUUAAAUCAGAUUGUAGAGGCUACUGGUGUAUCAUAUGAUCAAGCCAAUCAAGCUUAUAUUGCCAGUGGCAAUGACCUUCAAAGAGCCAUAACAAUGUUGACAAACCCUCCGGACCAUAAUGCUUCACUAAAGGGUGUUGCAAACCAAACAGGGACAGGAACACAGACCUUUAUAGGACCACAAAAUGCUCCAGGCAAACCACAAACUGAUGUAAUUGACCUAACUAAGGAGACAGAAGACUUGGAAUAUGCAAUUGCUCUCAGUUUACGAGACGCACAGGGUAUAUCUGUAGAAGAACAAGAUAUAAGCAGGGUUUUAGAAGCCAGUUUAGCAGAAAAUAAGUCUGGUCUAAAGCGGAAGAGAGGUGACCCUUGGGUGAGGUUUGUGGAUCCUGUGAAUCCCUAUGAGCGUCAGCGCUUAGAUGGAUGCCCUGUGGGCCUGAAGAAUGUAGGGAACACGUGCUGGUUUAGUGCUGUCAUACAGGUUUGUACAGCCACUAAAACAUGUUGACAACUUGGAGUAUCAUCAUGGUGGUGCAUUUUUUCUUUCUGACAAAUUUCCUUCUGAAGGAGGAGUUUAGUAUACAGUGUACUCCAGAACUCAUGCGAUUUCUUUUUUAGCUCUAAAGUAAAAUAUGGAAUGCACUCUUCUUGUGACAAUUGAGAUUUAAAAGACUUCAAUAAGGUCUUACUAGUUGUCUUCCAAUAUAAAAAAAAUUAGACUUCAGAUGCUACAGAAGACUAAGAGAAGUGAGAAGUCCCUCCUUCUUGAGGAAAUCCCAUAAAUUAAAAAUAUAUCUGCUGGUAACAAGCUCAGUUUUCAGUUUAUCUCUCAUUCAAAGUGCCAACAUCAGACAGGUUUUUGUACAAAAAAACUGCAAAAGUUGUUUAAUUUGAAAUUCUUGAAUUAAAUUUUCAAGUAAAAGAAAGAGUAGGUCUAUUGCAUUCCCAAUCACUACUCCAGUAAACAUAAUCAUAUUCCAUGACUGGUGUUAGUAAACAGGGAUGCUAAAGGAAUCUACAUGUGAGGCAGACAAAAAGAUUUGUACUAAUACAAACCUUUGAAUUGCUCUGCAUGGAACAGUGAAUCAUCUGUUACUCUAAGUAAAGAUGGGAGUUUGACCAGGGCUUAAUCUGUCAUCCAUUAAAUUAACCCUCUUUCUACUAAGAUAUCAUCAGUAAUUCUCU